AUGCAGGGUGCAUUGGGAUUGAUACUUCCACAUGGUCUAUGGAACACAUUGGCAAUAACUGUGGCAUUUGCUCUGGGGUUGGUUACUGGUCUUUGGAAAUGUUCAGAUGUACAUCAACUAUGGACUGAGAACCUUGAUGCAAUGGCAAAAGAUUUUGCACAUAAUGGAAUCCCAGAAGAUAAACUUUGA
Entrophospora sp. SA101 is the source of this 189-nucleotide messenger RNA. The record is from the annotation of a GenBank genome assembly. NCBI's taxonomy places the organism in Eukaryota, Fungi, Glomeromycota, Glomeromycetes, Entrophosporales, Entrophosporaceae.